AUGGCCUCGCAGCCCGUGACCACAGCCUCGCUGGAGUGCAGGGAAGAGUCCCAGGACAGCCAGCUGAUCCUGGAGGCUCUACGCGCUGAGCUAGGCGUGCCCUCGUCUGCGAACUCCCCUGUUCAGCCAUUCUCCCUGACAUGUCCCGAUAACGACCACGAUCGCAGCCGCGAACAAACUUCCAUACGACCCAAGCUAUCGCUCCCCCACGACAAGCAGUCUCAGACUCCCGAAUGUUUACCUUUGGCGCAGCACGGCUACGUCAACCAUAGAUCAUUUACUCUUCCCGCGCCACCGCCGCCGCCGCCGCCGAAGUCGCGCCCACCAAUCAACAAACAGGAACCGACAGAACGCCGCCCAAACCUCCGCCUGAUGCACCGCGUAGACAAUCGCGACGACGGCCCGGAAACCCAACUGCCAGACACGCUGCUCCCCGACACCUUUUUGCCACCAGCCUCCCAGGCGGUAGUCAACGGCGACGAUGACGUGCCGUCCGCACACGCAUCACUGCAAUCCGGCGCGACGCGAAAAGAAACAUCCCAGCAGACGCCAACGCAAGUCAAUGACGGCCGCGACUAUGAUAAGGGAUACGAACUGCCGUCCAGCGAGCAGGGUGCAAUUCUCGGUGAUACGCAGGCGUCGAAUCUCGAUGGCCGAACGCUGCACGAAGACGAUACUGGCGCUGUCAAUUUUGGCAGUGUAAUUGAUUUGCCGCGCCAAUCCUCACAGGUCUCCGAAGAUGCCGGCUUCGAAAAUGCUCGCGGAGGCUGGAGACUUCCAGACGACACACAGCAGAACUCCACACACACCCAGACCCCUUUCAAGAAUGGGAAUCUACCUCCGCCCGAGACGCCGGCUCUGCCAAAGAACCCAUUCGCGCCCAUGGGUGGUGCUGGUGCUGCCGCGGGCGCACCAGCGCCAUUGGGAGGUACGCAACUAUUCGGACAGACGCAACUGCUCACGUCGGCUGUCAAGAACAGCCCAACGUCUUCUCGCCCAUCGCCGAAUGUAUACAACUCCAUAUCACCAGGGUUUGCCGAGACAUCUCCCCUAAAAAAUCGCGCCAACGUCUCAUCGCCGACGGAUAUCAGGUCCUCAAGCCCGCAACGCCUUCACGAAGUACCGGCCACCAUCAUGAAAGGACCGCGUAUGAGCAUAAUAACCGAAGAAACACCAACUACGAGCAGGGUUUCCAAAGAGGAUAGAAUUCCAGAGUCUCCUACUCGCCCCCGAUCGAGCGAACGGCAACCGCUUGCACACUACGAGCCGAUGCAACAUUCGCAGGCACGCAAGACCAGCAGCGACUCUGUUGAUGUUGCUCUUUCGUUUGAUGGCGACACCCACGACACUGUCGAGCAGCUGGAAAGAAGGCGCCGAAUCGAGAGAAAGCGUGCGAGAGCCGGUGAGGAGCUCGAGAAAAUUGCCUUUACCCGACCAGCCAGAAUAAGUGAUCAUGCAGAAGCAAACGGGAAGAGGCGUCGCCUAAAGCAGCACAGUCAAUACAUUGCCCAGGAGGAUGAGCAAGCUCCUGCAGACUCUUCCGCCCACGGUGCACUGCGAGGUUCACACCCGCAGUCGCUGGAAUCAACCAAAGCAACGCCACGGGAGGAGGAGGAUGCUGCAGAAGCCGCUGUCGACGAGACUGCAAAUACCGGCGCUCAGCACCAAGGCGUAGCCGAUAUCGCAGAAUACGACAUGAUUCCGGCGACAAGCCCUGUACAGCUGACGCCUGCAGACGAGGCGAACCGAGCUGGAACUCCUGCUUCCGAACCUGAUCUGCCUAUUUUACGUGAAGAGCAGCAUGGGCUGAGCAGCGGCGAACCAUCGUCAUUGCCCCCAAUGAACAAUAGAAGAAAGACAUAUGGACGGCAAGCGAGAAGGGGACGCAGGAAUCUCAUCCUUGAUUCUUCAAAUUCGCAUACGACCUCGACAGGGGUAGAAUCUCUGAAAUGCGACGCUGCUGAAAAAGAUGCGCCAGUUGGAGAGGGUAUUAAUUCAAGCGCCGAACAUACACCAAUAGCUACUCGAUCCAGGUCGAAAAGGCAGAGCCCCGCAACGCCCAUGCCGCUCAGUGGUGAGGAGGCCCCAACCACAGCAUCUUCUUUGAGCGUUCUAUCGCCGUCGAACAGACUUGAUGUUGAAGCGAGACAAUCACUCACGCCUAGCAGAAGCCUACGCCGGCGCGCUGUAGAAAAGGAAUCUGCAAUACCCCCACCUUCACUAUCAUCGCGGAGCCUCCGCGCAUCGAAAAGACUACAUAAUGAGCCGCAGUCUUCCGGGCAGCCGCGUACGCCAUCCGACACUGGUGCUCCCUCAGCAUUUGUGCAGAGACUCUGCCGGAACCUCGACCCUGUGUACCGAGAGGAGCGUCAUCUUUUCGAUGGCAUGGUAUUUGCCAUCUCGGUAGCAGCAGACCGUGGUAAGCUCGAGACUCGCAUAGUCCAAGCUGGUGGUACAGUUUUGCAAGACGGUUUCCAGGAGCUGUUCCAAUCCCUGCCGUCCAUGACUGCCACAGACGGAGUAUCUGACGAUAAUACGGAUCUUUCUCUAUCCCAACGCGGUUUGGAUAGUGGCUUCACCGCCCUCGUCGCGGAUGCACACUCUAGAAAAGCCAAAUACAUGCAGGCGCUUGCCCUAGGACUGCCAUGUCUUGCCCAGCAAUGGAUCACGGCUUGUCUCCACAAAGGCGCUCUCAUUGACUGGCAGCCCUACCUGCUCUGCGCCGGUGCUUCUGCCGUCCUGGGGAAUGCGUUUCGCUCUCGAGGUCUACUGCCGUAUGCGGCCGACACGGCCGUUCUGGCCGAGACGAUUGACCAGCGACCGCGGCUCCUGCACGGCCAGCGCGUGCUAGUCGUCAUGGAUGGCAAAAAGGCGAAGAGCGAAGCCAAGCAGCCAUACAUUUUUCUAUGCCAAGCGCUCGGCCCGGCCAUUACUCGCGUGGCCACGGUCGAUCAGGGCCGCGCCGCGCUGGCGAAGAAUGCCAAGGGUGCUCAUCCGUUCACCUGGCUGUACAUUGACAAGGCGACGGGCACGGCGGAGGCAGUCUUGGCGCCGCCGAGUACUGCCGUCGGCAAGUCGAAGAAGAAGAGAAAAAUGCCGGUUGCGACGCAGACGGGUGCGGGUGUACGGGUACUGCAUGAUGAGUUGAUUAUUCAGAGUUUAAUCCUCGGGCGUAUUGUCGAGCCGGAGGAGGAGGACUCAUUUUGA
Molecule: messenger RNA, 3207 nt
Organism: Akanthomyces muscarius
Lineage: Eukaryota; Fungi; Ascomycota; Sordariomycetes; Hypocreales; Cordycipitaceae
Exons: 4
Coding region: 1-3207 (1068 amino acids)
Biological process (GO): positive regulation of transcription by RNA polymerase II; DNA damage checkpoint signaling
Cellular component (GO): nucleus
Molecular function (GO): histone binding
Source: RefSeq, a predicted model, not a curated record